GUCACCGCUAGAGUCUGAUCGCUGCUAUGUAAACGCAGAACGCAACACUGCGUUACAAGGGUGAUUGGUCUAAAAAUUGUGUAACUCGACUAUAUGAGCGGCUAGAUCAGCUACUUUAUUUGUGUUGCAUGUAACCGGAACAUGUAUUGACAAUGCGGCAUUUCGUUGUUUUAUAAGGGUGUAAGUAGACACUACAGCAUUACCAAACUCUCUACAGACUAGUGAGAAGAAGCACGGCACAUUGCAACCAGUCUUUAUUUCCGCUGUAACGUAUUUGUGAUGAUGGGAGUUGGGGCCGAGAACAGAUCACCCAGCACAUUUGCAUUGCACCUCGAAGAGGCAAAAGAGGAGACAGAGCUUGCCAAGAUGACUCUGGUUAAUGCUGAAGCCAUGAAGCAGGCAGGUGUUGAUCUUCAGACGGAGGAACCGCGGGAAACGUGGAGUCGGCGUCUGGAGUUUGUGCUCGCCACUGUGGGUUAUGCGGUGGGUCUGGGAAACGUGUGGCGCUUUCCAUACCUGUGCUACAGGAGCGGAGGAGGUGCUUUCUUGAUUCCCUACUUGAUCAUGUUGUUUCUCUGUGGCAUCCCACUGUUGUUUAUGGAGUUCACCGUUGGACAGUACACUCGCCUGGGGCCUGUCCAUGCUCUGGCGAAAAUAUGUCCCCUCUUCAAAGGUGUGGGACUCGCGACAGUGGUCAUUUCAUAUGUGCUCUGCACCUACUACAACGUGCUCAUGACGUGGGCCCUUUACUACCUGGUCCACUCUUUCAGCCCCUCGCUGCCAUGGCAAUCCUGCAACAACACGUGGAACACAGCUGGCAACUGUUCCACUGGUUUUCCUGGUAAUGCCACACAUCUGCAAUCUGCGAGUCAACAGUUCUUUGACCGUAAGGUGCUCGACAUGACACAAGGCAUUGAGAAUUCUGGAGGGAUUCGCUGGGAACUCUUCGGCCUUCUAAUUCUGGCCUGGGCCAUUGUUUAUCUCUGCAUCUUUAAAGGGGUCAAGUCCACUGGAAAGGUUGUGUACUUCACUGCUACAUUCCCGUAUUUCAUACUCUUUGCAUUGUUGGUCAAUAAUGUCCAGCUGCCUGGAGCAAAAGAUGGCAUUCUCUUCUUCCUCAUGCCUAACUGGAGUAAACUCCUGGAAGUGCAGGUGUGGGUCAAUGCCGCUGCUCAGAUCUUUAACUCCAUUGGAAUCUCCUUUGGUUCCAUGAUAUCAAUGGCCAGUUACAACAAGUACAACAAUAACAUUCUUAAGGACACAUUUGUCGUCUCUCUGGCUAAUUCAGCUACCAGUAUCCUGGCUGGUUUUGUCAUUUUCUCUGCCAUUGGCUAUAUGGCCCAUAUUCACAACCUACCUGUGGAUGACAUCGCCACAGAUGGACCUGGUCUUGUGUUUGUGGUCUAUCCUGAGAUCUUGUCCACCAUGCCUUUCUUUCAGAUAUGGGCUCCUCUGUUUUUCAUCAUGUUACUCUGUCUUGGACUGGACAGUCAGUUUGCCAUGGCUGAAGUGGCUGUAACGUUUAUCAUGGACGGUUUUGGUAAGAAGGUUUUGCGAGUUUUGAAGAAGAAAGAGCUGGUUGUUUUGGCGGUGUGCAGUGUUGGCUUUCUGCUGGGGAUCCCUCACAUUACCAGGGGUGGCAUAUUCGUGUUUCAGCUGAUGGAUCACUACACAGCUGUGGUGUCUCUAAUGUUUCUGGCCUUCUUCGAGGUCCUCGCCGUCACUGUCAUAUUUGGAGUGAGAAACCUCAGCGUGAUGGUGGAGAACAUGCUGGGAAAGAAACCGAACCUGUACUUCCGUGUCUGUUGGCAGUUCUUGUCGCCCAUGCUCGUUCUGGGUAUUCUGAUUUCCAGUAUUAUUCAGUAUACUCCAGCUCGAUACGGUAAGUUUUACACAUACCCGCUCUGGGCAGAGGUGGUUGGAUGGUUCAUCUCUCUAGUCUCCAUCAUAUGGAUUCCUCUAGGGGCUGUGCAUGAGCUCUGGAACACUGAAGGAUCUCUACUCCAGAGGUUAAAGUCGUCCAUAACUCCAACUGUAGAACUGGAGAGACCAGCUGCUGAGUCUAUCGCAUUCCUUACAGCCACGUAAAGGCCUGUGUGUGUGUGUGUGAUGUGUUUACUUAUUUGAGAUACAGAGUAGCUGCGUGUAAACUAUAAAAAUAUCUUCUUUUUUUUUAAAGAUAUUUAUAAUUCACUUAUUGUAUUUCAGAAUAAUGUUGAAAUAUUAAAAUGUUUCCAGAGUUACAAUAUGGCAAUUGUAAUAUUAAGGAAACAUUUUACUAGGGCUGCAACUAACGAUUAUUUUGAUAAUCGAUUAGUUAGACGAUUAUUUUUUACUUUAAAACUGCGCACCUCGCGCUGCACGGAGAGACGCAUGCACGAAGAGACAUAUCUGCGAACCUCGUGCUGCACGAAGAGACGCGUGCACAGAGAGACAUGUCUGACUUUAAAACUGCAAUGCUCAUGCUGCACUGAGAGACCAGUCUUAAAUUGUAAUUUUAAAAGUGAAGACUGUCAUUACACGAUCCGGGAUGCCUGCACGAUCCGUUCUGCGCAUGCGCGUAACUACGUAGUAGAAAACGUCACGGUUUCCCUACACUAUUGGUAUCACGCAUGCGAUGAAAUACUUGACGGCCAGGCGGCACAACUGGCGGCAUAUUUUUGUAGGCUACAUUGUGUUUUUCAUUUAACAGUUCUCGGCGGGUCUAUUUUGAUGUUUUUAAAUGUAGCUUACGCUAUGCAUUACGAUGUGUUUACGUGGUUGCCAAUCCAAAAUAAUAAAGGAGUUGUUACAUGAGCAUACACGAUUUUGGUUACAUGUGGAAUAAAGUCUGAGUCUUUCUGUCACUGCAAACCUUCAGUUUCCUCCAUACUGCCCUUUGCGAUUCAUUGCUGUAUGGCAUUAGGCCUACUUAACUUGCCGCGUUUCAAUCUGAGGUCAGUAGUAUUGUCAAAGACGGUUUGUGUCGUUUUUUUUAUUAAAAGCUGCUAAUAUUAGUUAACUAAGGAACAUAAUAUGCAUUUCUGCCUAGACUAUCUGCACUUACAGUACAUGAAGAAAGAACUACAAACAAGUCUGGGGAAAUGUUACAGAGUAUUUCAAACUGACAAUGGAAAUGACUUGAAAGAACACACAGUGUGCACACAGAAGUGACAUGAGACCAGAGGUGGACAAAUAUUGCCUAACGGCAGCGUAAAGGGCAAACUUCUCUUUUUUUUCGCUGCAGUCCAUUUUCUUUCACUGUGAGUGAAUGAAAGUCUAGCGGUACAAAGGUGCGCAAGCGUGGAACAGAUCGUGCAGUGUCGUAAAUCGUCGCAAAUGCGCAUUUUCUACUACGUCAUUAUGCGCAUGGAUCGUGCAGGCAUCCUGGAUCGUGUACUGACAAAGACGACGCGCUUGGUUUAUAACUGCGCAGCUCGCAAGUAACGUCACAGACCAACUAAUCGAUAAUGAAAUUCAUUGACAACUAUUUUCAUUAUCGAUUUUAUCGACUAGUUGUUGCAGCCCUACAUUUUACUACUUCAAAAAAAGCUUUUUUUCUCAUUUUUAUUUAUUUAAUUGAAUAUUUGAUCUUUUAAUUUAGAGUGCUGUUAAACAGCUUUGUCAAAGAAAACUUUAAAGUCAGAUAUUAAAGCAUUUAUGCACAUUACUUUUCUUCCUGAAAGAAUCUAAAACAAAUCCAAUCAAAUAAUUGCACAGUGAGUAGGAAUAUUAGAUAAUUUUUCCGUCAUUUGGACUUUGAAGUUGAACUUAAACAUUUUGAUACUUUUAAUACACUGAGUGAAAAUAUUGAGAACAUGUUUAUAAUAUUAUGGACAAAAACUUGAUUUUGCAAUUCAUCAUUAAUAAUAAGAUUGAUGCCACUGCACCAAAAAUGCCUUCACACAACAAGAAAGUUUCAAUAACAAAAUGUAGUUCUUAUUAAAUCUUAAAUUGUGGAUACAGCAUUUACUUUGAUAUGGCUAUAGUGCGUUUAUACUAUGCUUUAUAACAAAGCUGCUUUCAGUGCAUUACUAUUGCCAUUAACUGUGUUCGUAGUUGAAGAGGGUCAAGCUUCGUGUACCAACAUGUACUGUAUCAGCUGAACUUCAGCUUUAUAAUGACUUAUUAUUUUAUUAGCCUUUGCAUCUACAUCGCAAUCUAAAUGGUUACAGUGGCACAUAUUUUAAAACAUAUUUAUCUGUAUAUUUGCCAAAUAUCCAUCAGUUUGACAAAAAAAAACUUGUUUUGUGUAAGCACUGUUGGUUAUUAAUUUUCAACUUGUGUAAUCUGAUAGAGCUUGUACUACAAUCAAUGUUUACAAAUUACUUUUUAAUAUUUUUAUUUCAAUUUAGACUUUGCAAUUUAAAGAAAAAUGUACUUGAAGCGAGGUAAUUGUAUUUUCUUGAAAAUGCUGGAUGAUACCAGAAUGAGAGAUGCGUAUGUUGUUUAUUUUUUUGGCAGAAAAACAUUAACUAGAAAAAAUAUAAUUACUCUUGUUUUUUUUUAAGUUACAGUGUUGGAAUAUGUAAACUAUUCAGACUAUUCCAAAUUUCUUUGUCAAAGAGUCACAGCCAUUACAGUGAUGUUUUGUUCUGACUGAAAACUUUAUAAUUUGUCCUUUCCUAAAAACCAUGGUAUUACUAUAGUACCAUAUCUAAAAACGUCAACAUUACAUCCCAAAUGUCGCUAUACAGUUAUUAUGUCAUGUGGUAACACACUGUGUGGUGUUUAUUUAUUUUUUACAAUAGCUGUUGAAUGUAUAGCAUUGUUUUUUGAUAUUUUGAUAUUUGUUUUCUCUGUGGUGGUCUGUAGAAGUAAAAACAUAUUUAAAAAAUGUUAUCUCACGACAGGCAGCAGCUGGUUAACUAAAAUAAAGGUCAUUUUUCCGAGUUAGUUUUACUUGUCCAUUUUAUGAAAUGUAAUACUACUACAGACCACUAGAUGUCAUGGUAGCACAACAACUGAAUGUGCAUUUUGACCACCUGAUAUCGCUUUAUCGCAGCUUUCGAACAUGGUCAUGAGACAGAAAGAAAUAUUACUGGCAAUAGAUUUGAUUGCAUUAAGGAUUUGAGGCCUGUUGUGUGCCGCAUACAAUGAGAACCUGUGGUUGCAAAAAAUACAGUUACACUUCUUUAAUCAAUAGCAUUUAAGCAUUAUUAAGCAAUGUUCUUAUCCCACAAACAGAGGAUGCACAAACUGAAGUCAUUUGAGACUGUGGUUCUGUUGGCAGAUCAAUACCCUCCUUCCGUGCAGGACAGGCUGGAUGCCACCACAGCAUUUCAUUUAUAGCCAACAGCAGAUCAAUAUACUGCAGCAGAGCAGUCUGUGGGAAGGAUAUGCCAUUGCCACACUGCAUGUACUAAAAUAGUACAGCGAGUGGAGAGCAGAGGAUGUUGUGUGUGCUAUUAUUUUUACAUGCAUUUGAAAUGGCGCUCACUUUACUCGUGACUUGUGACAGUGUUAGGUCAUCAUUGAGUUUUUCUUGCAUGAAAGCUUAUAGCAGAGUACAGGGCGCUGCCACUGAACAGUAAAUUGAUAUGUUUGUGACCUGACAGGACCAAGUGCAACGAGAGAGCCCAACUCUUUGGAGAGAUGCCCUAAGGCUUGGCUGACCUCUCUGUGACCUCUGGCUGACCUCUAGUUGAUCAAUGCAAACGAAAGCCUGGCAGAUAAGCUGGCUUCUUCUCUUUCCCGUCGCGGAGGAGCGCAGGUGUGCUAUAUCACACUCGGUGUACUGGCCUGGAUUCACUGCCAGUGAAAGGGGAAAUCAGGCAUGAAGGGAAAUGAAGACACAUGUCCCUCUCUUCCCCUUCACACACACGCAAACAGGCUGUUCUGAUGAUAAACCAACACUCAGUUUUGUGAGCAUUUGCAUAUUCUUCACAUAGUCGCAAAUGUUUCCUGCAAAACAGCAAGUGCUAACUAAAUUUAUUACACGGGUUGCUGAAAUGGUUGAUUCUGAUUGGCCAGUUGUGACAUUUGCAGGUUCGGUAACCCGGAUGGGCAAAUAAUUUUGACAGGUUUUUUUUGACAAAUUAAAUAUAACUAUGUCUUUUAAUAACAUAUAUGACAUUAUAUUUACAAAUGAUUAAACCCAAUUGCCUGUUCGUGGCAUUUCAAUGUCGUUUCUUGCCUUAAAACCGAAAGUAAACGGCUUUUCCUCAUGGAAGGUCUGCAUUGAGUAA
Molecule: messenger RNA, 6167 nt
Organism: Triplophysa rosa
Lineage: Eukaryota; Metazoa; Chordata; Actinopteri; Cypriniformes; Nemacheilidae
Exons: 13
Coding region: 280-2088 (602 amino acids)
Biological process (GO): sodium ion transmembrane transport
Cellular component (GO): membrane
Source: RefSeq, a predicted model, not a curated record